This is a messenger RNA of Haemonchus placei, 717 nucleotides long. The record is from the annotation of a GenBank genome assembly. Lineage: Eukaryota; Metazoa; Nematoda; Chromadorea; Rhabditida; Trichostrongylidae.
AUGCCACUGGAACAGGGCCUAUCACGAGAAAUAACCAGAGUAGCUACGAAAACGUGCCUAGGGUUAUCAAUAGAGUCCACAGAUUACUGUAGCUUGUCAGUUAAUUUUAUGUAUUUACAGUCGAUGCCGUACAUUCCGUCGGUGUCAUCCGCAGCUGCGGCCAAUAUGUCAUCGGUGGCGAACAUGACGGCAGCUUACUUCAACUCGAAAAGUGCCGCCUAUGGAGCUCCACAUCUUGGUUUUCCAACAGCACCCACACACAACUUUCUACCAACUGGUAUGGGUUACAUUGGAGGAAGUUUGGCGGAAUGUCAACCUGCUGGUCUUGCAUGGAACGCUGGAGGACCACCAAGGAAGCAGCGACGGGAACGUACUACGUUCACUCGAAGCCAACUGGAAAUUCUGGAACAUGCCUUCUUGAAGACAAGAUAUCCGGAUAUUUUCAUGAGAGAGGAUAUGGCGCUAAAGAUUCAGCUGCCCGAGAGUCGUGUACAGGUACACUUUGCAUGGUUUGCUAAGCUAUUUCAGGUAUGGUUCAAAAACCGUCGCGCAAAGGCUCGCCAGCAGAAGAAAUCUCAGCAGAACAGUUCGGGUGGUAGCAGCGGGUCAUCGUCUACCGAAGGCACUAACUCAACUACCGAUGGUGAUGUAAAUGUAAGAUACACAUCAAGGACGGCAGAUGUCUAUAAAUGCUUAUUUUCUCAGAGGUCUAAAUAG